UGUGCGACUGGCGUGGUGUGACAUUACGCACUGGCUGCAGUGAUUUCUGCUCUCUUUUACCACAGCGGAGGGAACAUCAGGCUGUAAGCUAUAAUAGCUUGUUAUCUGAUCAUCAGGGCAAUGCAAUAAUAUGAUCCACGUGUAUCCCCUAAUGGAAACACAGACACACAGGGAAAUGGCACAGGCAGAGAUCCUACAGGAGAGAACCAGAAAGCCCGUGGAGGAGAUGACAGAGGAACAGUUCCUCAAAGACCUCUACACGUUCAUGAAGAAGAGAGAUACACCCGUCGAGAGAAUCCCAAAUCUGGGCUUCAAACAAAUUGAUCUAUAUGUGAUGUUCAAGAUUGUCAAAGACUUCGGUGGCUACCACCAGGUGACUUCCCAGCAGCUGUGGAAACAAGUGUACAACACACUCGGAGGAAACCCUCGAAGCACAAGUGCAGCCACCUGCACCCGCAGACACUACGAGAAGCUACUGCUGCCAUACGAAUGCCACCUAACAGGCAUAUUGGUGAACGUGUUGCCUCGCAAUCAGCCGAAGCACUUCCACUUUGCCAACUACAGCAAAGAGCAGGACGACGGGCAGCGGCCACUGAAACGCAAACUGGUAUCGAUGCCUCUGCACCAGAACCAACACAACCUCCGAUCAGACCUACAAGAGACUGUCUUCCCUGUGACGCCCUACUAUGCUCGCCACUUUCACCCCACCCACGCAGUUCUGCCCCCCCAUGUCCCUAUCCCCUCCUAUAGCCCCCCUGCCCCCAAACCAUGGUUGUCUUUCCCUCCAUCUCAUCUAAACCCAACAGACAGGGCAAAGGAGCCGCUGGAGCAGUUGCGCUACCUAGCAGAACAGUACAAGACCACAUCUGGAUUGACUGAGCCUGGAUUGACUGAGCCUGGAUUGACUGAGCCUUGGAACCUCAGCAUCAAUGCAUCACGGCGGGAAGCCAACAGCAUCCCCGCCUCAUCGUUCACCCCGACUUCAUCCAGCAAGAGCCCAAAGUUUCUGAACAAACCCUCCCCUCUGUACACUCCUCAUCAUCCGCAGGUGGUGAGACAUGAUGGGUGUGAGACACAAGAUGGCGAAGCAGGUUUAGGAGACAAGUCAUAUUUGCAUCUUGUGAAAGCUAGUGAGGCGUAUGCCGUCGACGUCAAAGCCAUAACUCCAGCAGCCUCAAGCAGCCCGUCAUAUGACUCUGCUCCGACACUGAGAACAGACGUAGGCGCCACCACAAUGCCACAAAAACCCAGCUCUCCAAAAAGAGAAACACACAGUAUCUGGGCAAAAGAAGAAAGAGAGGGGAGUCCAGAAGUAAGGGAGCUCAACUUCAGUCACCUUCUGCCCAGCUUCUCUCAGCAGAACGGAGGCAAGAUGGAAAUUGAGGUACCGCUGUCUGUCUUUCGUAACUGGCUCCGGCAGUGUGGGUCUUCAGCCGCGAUGCUUGGAGCGAAGCAGCUACCUACUCUUCCUCCGCGGGAGGACACAGACUUCCUCCCCACCAACCUGACAUUUCACAUGAAUCCCCAACACCAGAGUUCUGCAGAGGACCUGAGGCUGACGCGAAGGAAUUUGCCAAGCCCCAUACCAACCACCCACACUACUGGUAAACCCCACAAUGCGAGCCAAAAUACUUUCACCACCUACAAGCCUUUGCCUUCAGGCGGUAUUCUGAAAAGUGCAGCCAGCCAAGAUGUCUAUCCAUUUGAGAUUAAUAAAUCAUUAAUCUCCAAACCCCUUUAUUUCUGGGACACAUAUGCCAAAGAGACCCAGGCCUCCCCCAUCCCAGUGAACAUUGACUCUAUUCCCUGCACAGCUCAGGAAGACAUUGCAGCCUCAACGUCCUAUGAAGACACAGUCCCAGGAGGGAAGGGGGGGUCAGACAUGGGUCCCUCGGCUGGGCUUAUGUUGAAUUCCAGCUCCACUUCUCUGUCGCAGCUCACCACCGAGGAAGUGAUGAAGCUGAGGAAAAUGAUCUCGAGCUCCUUGUGAAGAUCAGUUCAGAUAGUGACACUCCAGCACCACUUUAAAGCUUACCCACGUUACAUUGCUCUUUGUAUGUACUGCAUCUUACUGAAGUUAUAUAAUAGCAUUGAGUUGUCUCUAAAAGUGUGAAAUAAGCAAAUAUGUAUAAUCUUAUGAAUAAUUAUAAUUUCCCAUCAGGAGCAGAAAACUGUUUUCUGUAUUGAAUGUUAUAUAAUACAUUACUUUUUUUUUAUUAUGUAAAUUAAAAUAAA
Molecule: messenger RNA, 2235 nt
Organism: Anarrhichthys ocellatus (wolf-eel)
Lineage: Eukaryota; Metazoa; Chordata; Actinopteri; Perciformes; Anarhichadidae
Gene: arid6
Product: AT-rich interaction domain 6
Exons: 6
Coding region: 131-1990 (619 amino acids)
Biological process (GO): regulation of transcription by RNA polymerase II
Cellular component (GO): nucleus
Molecular function (GO): transcription cis-regulatory region binding
Source: RefSeq, a predicted model, not a curated record